Myotis daubentonii (Daubenton's bat) is the source of this 3358-nucleotide messenger RNA. RefSeq names its product calumenin (gene CALU). Gene Ontology annotation, cellular component: endoplasmic reticulum. NCBI's taxonomy places the organism in Eukaryota, Metazoa, Chordata, Mammalia, Chiroptera, Vespertilionidae. The record is from RefSeq and is a predicted model, not a curated record. Gene Ontology annotation, molecular function: calcium ion binding.
GCUGCGCGGUUGUUGCUGAUUGGUCGGGAGGCCGCUGGCGAGGCGGAGGGGGCGGGGCGAGGGGCCGCUUCCGGUUAGGCGGUGCUGGCGCGCGCGAGCGGAGCCGGUGGGUGAGCGGCGGCUGCGGCACCUUGGGCUCCGGUGCUAGCAGGCAAGAUCUGAUUACCAUGGACCUGCGACAGUUUCUUAUGUGCCUGUUCCUGUGCACAGUCUUUGCCUUGAGCAAGCCCACAGAAAAGAAGGACCGUGUCCAUCAUGAGCCUCAGCUCAGCGACAAGGUUCACAAUGAUGCUCAGAGUUUUGAUUAUGACCAUGAUGCCUUCUUGGGUGCUGAAGAAGCAAAGACCUUUGAUCAGCUGACACCAGAAGAGAGCAAGGAAAGACUUGGAAAGAUUGUAAGUAAAAUAGAUGGCGACAAGGACGGGUUUGUCACUGUGGAUGAACUCAAAGACUGGAUUAAAUUUGCACAAAAGCGCUGGAUUUACGAGGAUGUAGAGCGACAGUGGAAGGGGCAUGACCUCAAUGAGGACGGCCUCGUUUCCUGGGAGGAAUAUAAAAAUGCCACCUACGGCUACGUCUUAGAUGACCCAGACCCUGAUGAUGGAUUUAACUAUAAACAGAUGAUGGUUAGAGAUGAACGGAGAUUUAAAAUGGCAGACAAAGAUGGAGACCUCAUUGCCACAAAGGAGGAAUUCACAGCUUUCCUGCACCCUGAGGAGUAUGAUUACAUGAAAGAUAUAGUAGUACAGGAAACAAUGGAGGAUAUAGAUAAGAAUGCUGAUGGGUUCAUUGAUCUAGAAGAGUAUAUUGGUGACAUGUACAGCCAUGAUGGAAAGGCUGAUGAACCAGAAUGGGUAAAGACAGAGAGAGAACAAUUUGUUGAGUUUCGAGAUAAGAACCGAGACGGGAAGAUGGACAAGGAAGAGACCAAAGAUUGGAUUCUCCCAUCAGACUAUGAUCAUGCAGAAGCAGAAGCCAGGCACCUAGUCUAUGAGUCAGACCAAAAUAAGGAUGGCAAGCUUACCAAGGAGGAGAUUGUUGACAAGUAUGAUUUAUUUGUGGGCAGCCAGGCCACAGAUUUUGGUGAGGCCUUAGUACGACAUGAUGAAUUCUGAGCUGCAGACAGAGGAACCCACGUUUCUUCAAAAAUAAUUUAUUUUUACAGCUUCUGGUUUCACAUGAAAUUGUUUGCGCUACUGAGACUGUUAUUACAAACUUUUUAAGACGUGAAAAAACAUAAUGAAAACCAUCCCGUCCCCAUUCCUUCUCCUCGCUGAGGGACAGGAGGAAAACUGCUUCUGAGGAACAACUAAUUAGUACACUUGUGUUUGUAGAUUUACACUUUGUAUUAUGUAUAACAUGGUGUUUUAUUUUUGUAUUUGUUCUUUGAUUGGGAGUAUGAUAUGCAGGAUUAAGAUCCUCAACUCAUAGGCAAAAAUUAGCCCUUCACUCUUUCUCAACCCUUACCAUGUAAUUUUUGUAAUUCUGACUUAAUUACUUUUUUAAGCCUGAAAUCAUUAAGAAAUGUUUGGAAGAGAGGAAAAGAGAAAAAAAUAUAUACCCCACUCUUUAUAUUUAGAAAAAUGAUAAUCUUGCCUAUUGAAAUGAGUAUUUCAUCAGUAGCAGGGGCCAUAUAUUUUAUUCAGUUCAGCAACUGAUCGUGGCAUUAUCUAGGCAAGGACAGAGCCCUGUGCUUUAAGAAAGCUUGGCUCAACUUGAUUUUAUUCAUCCUUUUUUUAAUUCCCUGUAGGACUAGCUGUUUGCUAAUUUUGUCAAGCACAGCUGUGGUCGGAAGCGUUAGGGCCAGUGUCCUGAAAAUCAAGUAUUGAAUGUGAUCUUUUUACAGAGCUAUACAUAGAAACAACUGGAAAACUAAAGGAAAAAUACAAGUGUUUUCAGGGCACACCAUUUUUUCUGGGUGUGUGUCUGCUGAAGUGCUCAGGACUGCCUUGCCUGUUGAAUCACUGUAAGUGCCCCAUUUGGCUCCUAUUCCCCAGAUGUUCCCAGGAACUAAUUUUGCUUUCACUGCGGUUAAAUUGUGCUUCUUUCCAAUCAUGUCAUUGAAAGUGCCUUUAACAAGAGAAAUGAUGACUGAAUGAGGACUUUCUUAAGAAACCCUAAGAUAAAGAGAAGUUGUUUUGGACCACCUUUUAUGAAAGCUUAGAGCCUCCCAAUGUAGUGGGGAUUUUUUUUUUUUUUCUUCUCUUUCAGACAGUGAUUAAAUAGCAGUAUUAGUGUUGCAGUGUUUUUAUUUUGUGGGCCGGUUUCUAAAAACCACAUGCUGCUGAAUUUACCAGGGAUCCUCAUACCUCAGAAUGCUAACCACUUAUAUUCCCAGGCCGUGUCUGUGUCAACUAGAGAGCUUGAGUCAGACUCGAAGCUGAGAGGCCUGCAGAGAGGGCUCUUUGGUUUGAGGACCGUUGCUUACCCUUCCUGCCUCUGACCCAUCACUCCCUAUCCCCCCACCACCCCUGCCAAACGAAAAGCUUAUCUUGGAUCAACAGAUUGCCAGUCUUUAUCAAAGAGAGAGACCUUGUAGAAAGAGCUGAAGAAACCGGCCCCUGUUCCCAACUCACUCCACCCCUGUUUUACAUAACACAAGCUGUCUUUUUGGUCCCUUCGUACAGAUGGACCUCUUUUGAGAGAAUUUAUUGUAUUCCAAGUUUUUAGCCCUCAGGUUACUAAGAAAAUAUAUAUAACUAACCUUUAUUAUUUCAUAUAUCUUUCUGGAUAAUAUUUGGGUGGUGCUGGGUGAUUAUUAUAACCUGAACUUAGGUGUAUCCUUCGGUCUUCCAUGAUCAUGUUGAGGUGGGCUACUUGGCCUGGUGAAAAGCCAGAUAUCAUGUAACUUCACCCCAGCCUUUGCAUUGAGCUCUUGAGAGUGGAUAUACUCUUUUAAGUCUAAUCCCCAUAUAAGGGGCAUGGAAAUUCUCUGCCUUCCAGAUACCCCAUUUUUAUUGUUAAGAAGACCAGAGAUAACUAAAAUCCCACCAACCCUGGCUUCGUUAGAGCAUAUCAGGACUGGCAGGGGAGCCUCGCAGCUCACAGGGCAGAGAACCCAGGCCUUGUGUUACAGUCACACUUAGAAAGCAAACCUUCAUCUGCUGAGACAGCGACUGCUGGGUGCUCAGCAGCAAGCAUUGUACUCGAAUCUCGAAUGACCCCCCUGGAUUAUGUUUUUGGUUUAAAUCAAGCCUGGGGCUGGUGGACAGUCGCUACACACCCAUAUUGUGUGUCCUGUGAAUGCUAGCUCUCUUGAAUUUGGAUGUUGGUUAUUUUUUAUAGAGUGUAAACCAAGUUUUAUAUUCUAUAAUGCAAACAGGUACCUAUCUGUUUCUAAAUAAAACUGUUUACAUUC